AUGUUUACCAAUGACAAAGAGAUCAUUGGUGACGUUUCUCAACUGCUGCACAAGAGCGAGCCCAACAACAGCGAGACUUCGGAAUGGAUCCCGUCAGAUGACAGGAACCCCGAAGAAGCUACCCGCUUUCUAAACUCAGAAAAUGGGGAUCAAGACGGGAAGGAUGAUGUAGAGGCUGCCGCCGAUCUUCACCCCAGGCAACAAGAAACAUUCCUAUCUGAGUUGGAGGGCACCGAACCCUUCAACCCAAUUCUGUGGUCUUCUAGGAAGCGUUGGGCUCACAUUCUGGUGGUUGCCUUCAUAACUUGCGUCACUCCCCUAGCCUCCGCCGUCUACACACCCGCCCUGGACCAGGUGAUCCGCGACUUCAACAUUGAAGACAACCCUUCGCUGGCGCACAUGACCGUGUCGGCCUACGUGCUGGGAUUCUCGGCCGGUCCACUGCUGAUUGCUCCGCUGAGCGAAGUGCUAGGAAAGAAGCCAGUGUACCAAGCUAGCAAUGUGCUUCUGCUAGCGUGUAAUCUGGGGUGUAUGCUUGCGCCUUCUGCUAAAUGGCUGGUGUUUUUUCGGUUCCUGGCUGGUUGCGCCGGUGCCAGCCCAAUCACCCAGGGUUCCGGGACCGCGACAGAUGUCAUGAAGAAACAUGAACGUGCCCGCGCACUGUCGGUAAUGGCAUUCGGUAGUGUGUGUAGCCCUGCAGUUGGUUCCGCUCUCGGGGGCGGAAUUGCCCAGAUCUGGGGUUGGAGAGGUUGCUUUGGGUUUCUGGCUUUCAUGUGUUUUGUCAGUAUCUGCCUCACCCAAUGGCUGAUGUGUGAGACAUAUCUGCCUGUACUUCGGCGAAAAUAUGCUACGGUAGGUGUUGCUAGCGAGGUCGAAGAUGAGAUGAGGGAUGGGAAACCCCCUGCCGUCCAGCCUUUGAGGUCGCUGUUCUACAAGGCAGCGAUUCGGCCAUUGACUUUGGCCUUCGAGCCAAGCAUCUUGCCGGCAAUCAUGGUGACAUCCUUCUUCUAUGGGCUUCAAGUUUGGCUGUAUAUCGACGUCCCAAUGACCUACAAGAAGGUGUAUGACUUCGACACUGCAGAGGCAGGACUGGCCUUCGCAGGAAUGGGAGUCGGUAUGUUUACUGGUCUCCUUAUAUUCGGCUUUCUCAGCGAUGUUGUAGUGUCAAGACUCGCACGAGGGGGAGAGAGGCUUCCUGAACACCGCCUUCCACUGCUUAACGGCGCAGCUUUCUUGGUCAUCUCUGGGCUCAUCAUCUAUAACAUGGCCGCUCGAUCGGGCGUAUCAUACCUUUUGCCUUUGUUGGGUAACUAUAUCAUCGGCAGUGGACUGUUUGCUAUAACUAUGACAUCGGCUGUGUACGUCAUCGACCUCUCACCGCAGCAUGCCGUGGCGACGGGCGCCUCGAUUGCCCUUCUGAGAUAUCCCUCAGGGGCACUUUUCCCCCUCGCAGAGCAUGCCUUUGAGAGUGCUACAAGCAACAGCAGUGCGAAGUGGCUCAUAACAGCCGCGGCUGCUUCGACAGUGCCACUCGUGGUAUGGCUUCAGUACAACUGCGAGAGAUUCCGAAUUGAUACCCAUCUACGCACGAGCUCUAAGGUUCGAGGUAGCACUGCACAUCCGGGACUUCUCAUUGACCUUGAUCGACCAUCAACAGGCCUUCGGGAACGGGGAGGGAGCUCCGCCGACAGCGAUACCCACGCGAUCGCCAGCAGCGAGAGUUACGAGCUUGCGGACUACAAGCUCAUUGCCUUGCGCAAGACUGCGGAGGACCGGGAGGCCCGCCGAGAACAAAAGAGACUUUGGAAGAGACGGUGGCUCGACGAGCAAGACGACAUGAAGUUCUCACACAGCAUCCAGUUUAAUGCUGUUCCGGACUGGAGCAGCCAUUACAUUGCCUAUAGCAAUCUCAAGAAGCUGAUCUACCAGCUCGAGAAGACCGUUCACCAAACAACCUCAGGCGACGCCGAGUCUAGACCUCUUAUAAGGAAUGAAGAACCCGAAGAGGUCUUCAGUCGCGCGCUUGGCGUAGAGCUGGAGAAGAUCUGCUCCUUCUACGUAGCUAAGGAAGGCGAACUUCUCGACGAGGUGAACCAACUCCUGGGUGACGUCGGUAACUUUUCAUCUGAAGAGGAGGAAAACGGCGAGACCAGACAGUCCUUCAGCAGUGGGACUCGACCUGGUAUGCCAGGUACCAAUGGUAGAAGAUCUGAAUCUAUUGAUGGCAACAUGGAAGACAGCGAUGACGAUGAGGACGACGACGAGACAACCGGCUUGACAAAAAGCCGAUCCAAUCUUGGCAUUGGCAGGCGCAAGACAACUCCCAACCUUGGUCAGUCCGUGACUGAGCUGACAGCAUCAACCGAGUUGACGCUGGGAAGAUCGCUGCGCAGGUAUAGCACCACGCAAGAUGAGAUGCCGCACCAGUCUUUCCUUUAUUCGUCAAGCAUCAUGCUCAAGAAGCGUAUCAUCAGCCUCUAUGUUCAGCUCUGUGAGCUCAAGUCAUAUGCUCAGCUGAACAGAACUGGUUUCCGGAAAGUUCUGAAGAAAUUUGACAAGAUCUUGGACAAGGAGUUGCGGCCUAAGUACAUGGAAACCCAUGUCGAUACAGCCUACCCUUUCAAGGUGGAGAACAUUAAAGUAAUAGAGGAAAACAUUGCCAAGAUGGAGAAGGCAUAUGCAGAAAUCGUUACCCAAGGUGAUGAGAAUCUUGCCAAGAGGGACCUCAGGUCUCACCUUCGAGAGCAUGUUGUAUGGGAGCGCAACACCGUUUGGAGAGACAUGAUCGGUAUGGAGCGUCGUGCAGAGGCUGCAAGCUUGGGCAGAACACUGCUGGGUAGAGAUGGCUUGUCAGGUGCGCGGCGACUCCAGGGCGAUGAUGAACUCACCCCCGUAACCAAGGAGGUUGUGACCCCCAUUGGCCGCUUCGUGGUCCCGACAUGGGUAGCCAGCACUCCUCUCCUUACUCUCCUGAUCGCCAUCACCGUCUUCCUCCUGCUUCUUUUCAUACCUAUUAUGGAGAAGCCUGAACAACAGAACUGCUUGGCGUUGAUUGUGUUUGUCAGCAUUCUUUGGGCUACUGAGGCUAUUCCACUGUUCGUGACGUCGCUUAUGAUACCCUUUCUUUGCGUUGUCUUGACUGUUGUCCGCUCCGAGGAUAAACCCCACCGGAGACUGGACUCGAAGGCUGCGACGUCCUACAUCUUCUCGGCCAUGUGGACACCCGUCAUCAUGCUUCUCCUCGGUGGCUUCACUUUGGCAGCGGCGCUGUCCAAAUGCAAGAUUGACAAGCGCCUUGCGACAUUCGUGCUCAGCAAGGCCGGAACCACGCCUCGCACUGUUCUCAUUGCCAAUAUGUUGGUCGCUGCUUUCGCGAGUAUGCUGAUCAGCAAUGUUGCUGCUCCAGUGCUGUGCUUUUCAAUCAUCGAGCCAAUGUUGCGCACGCUGCCCUCCGAGUCAAAUAUGUCUAAAGCAGUCAUCAUGGGCAUUGCACUUGCCUCCAACAUUGGUGGUAUGCUGUCGCCCAUUGCAUCACCUCAAAACGUGGUCGCUAUCGGCAUCAUGCAACCGGCCCCCACCUGGAUCCAGUGGUUUUUCAUUGUCAUCCCUGUUGGCACCGUCUCGUUGCUUCUCAUCUGGGUUCUGUUGUUGAUUACCUUCCAACCAAGCAAGGGGACUACUAUUGCUCCAAUUCGCCCGGUCAAGGAGAAGUUCACGGGGAUUCAAUGGUUCGUCUCGAUCGUGACAAUUGUUACAAUUGGUCUCUGGUGUGCCAGCCACCAGUUGGAGGGUGUCUUUGGCGACAUGGGUGUUAUUGCCAUCAUUCCCAUCGUUUUAUUCUUUGGCAUCGGCAUUCUGACCAAGGAGGAUUUCAAUAACUUCCCUUGGACGAUCAUCAUUCUUGCUGCCGGAGGUUUGGCCCUCGGUAAGGCUGUGAAGUCGUCCGGCCUGCUGCACACCAUUGCCGACGUGGUCACCAAGCAGGUUGACGGCAUGAGUCUCUAUGGGGUGCUUGUCGUCUUUUCGACGCUCAUCCUCAUCAUUGCUACCUUCAUCAGCCACACUGUUGCAGCUCUUAUCAUCUUGCCACUCGUAUACGAUGUAGGCGCCAACAUGGAAGAGCCUCACCCCAACCUGCUUGUCAUGGCUGGUGUCUUGAUGUGCAGCGCUGCCAUGGGUCUGCCUACGAGUGGAUUCCCGAACAUGACUGCUAUCAUGAAGGAAGAUCCAACCGGACAGAGAUACCUCCAAGUGAAACAUUUCAUCAGCCGAGGUGUCCCGAGCAGUGUUCUCUCGUUGAUCGUCGUGAUUUCAAUGGGCUACGGACUUAUGAGGGUGGCCGGAUUAGAUUAA
Molecule: messenger RNA, 4353 nt
Organism: Colletotrichum truncatum
Lineage: Eukaryota; Fungi; Ascomycota; Sordariomycetes; Glomerellales; Glomerellaceae
Product: pho87 protein
Biological process (GO): phosphate ion transport; polyphosphate metabolic process; transmembrane transport
Cellular component (GO): membrane
Molecular function (GO): phosphate transmembrane transporter activity
Source: RefSeq, a predicted model, not a curated record